UACUACAAACAUUAAAAUUCAGAUCUUCAGUGGCCAGGGAACGAAACCCAGCGUGGACAAUGAAAUCUACUCACCAGAUUCUCUUAACCGUCCUGGUGUUUUCAACGUUUGUUGUUUUCGUCCAAUCGGCUAACGGUUAUUAUGUAAGUAGGUCAGCCGAUGACAGGGUCAUAGUGACCCCUGAUGCCAGCCAGAACCUGACCUGGUGGCAGAAAGCUGUCUUCUACCAGAUCUACCCCAGGUCAUUCAAAGACUCGGACGGUGAUGGUGUAGGGGACAUCAGAGGAAUAAUCUCCAAGCUGGAUUAUCUCGUCGACCUCGGCAUCGACUGCGUCUGGUUGAGUCCCGUCUGUAGAUCUCCCAUGAAAGAUUUCGGCUAUGACUGUUCGGACGCCGGAGACAUCGACCCGAUUUUCGGAGAUCUUGGCGACUUCAAAGACCUUGUACAAGCGGUUCACGACAAAGGUCUGAAGCUGAUCGUUGACUUUGUGCCCGGCUACACGAGUGACCAGCACGUCUGGUUCCAGAAGAGCGUCAGGCGGGAAGGGAAGUACACAGACUUCUACGUCUGGGACGAUGGUCGUCUGCUGGACAACGGCACCAGGACCCCGCCCAACAACUGGCUUUCCAUAUUUGGGGGCUCGGCGUGGCAGUGGAACGACCAGAGACAACAGUUUUAUUACCACGUCUUCAUUAAGGAAGCUCCGGAGCUUAACCACAGGAACUCUUAUGUCGAGUGGGAGCUAAAGAGUCUCCUCCGCUUCUGGCUUGACCUUGGCGUCGAUGGGUUCCGUGCCGACGCCAUCACCGCAAUCCUGACGGCCGCCAACCGUUCUUUAAACGAACCCUUGUCAGGCAAGGACGUGCCACCAUUCCAGGAAGACUACUUGGACCAUAUCUACACCCUGAACCAGCCUGAGAUUGCUCCUAUCUUGAAAGGCUGGUACGAUAUUUUGGCUGAGUACACAAACAAGGACGGUCUAGAGAGAUAUAUGGUUCUGGAGACGUAUGCCACCCAUGAGAUUCGCAACGCCCUCUACGCCCAAGGGGCGGGCAACCCCUUCAACUUUGACUUCAUCGAUAUGAACCGGCCACCGACGUCACGAGAAAUAUUCCAGACUGUCAUGGCGGAAUACGGGAACUUGACGCAAGGGAAAUGGCCAAACUUUGUGCUUGGUAACCAUGACAACCCACGUGUGAGUGCCAGGAACGGCGCCAGGUACGUGGACGUGUACAACAUGCUAGUGCUGACCCUCUGGGGCACGCCCACCACCUACUACGGGGAGGAGCUGGGCAUGCUGCAGGCGAACAUCACGUGGGAGGAGACAGUUGACCCGUGGGGGCUGAACUUUGGCCCGAACCGCUACACGGAAUUCUCCCGGGACCCGGAAAGAACGCCGAUGCAAUGGACGAACGACACAACAGCCGGCUUUACGACCGGCAACUCUACCUGGCUGCCUCUAGCUGAGAACUACACCUUGCUGAAUGUUCAGACAGAGUCCGACAGCAGCCGACAGUCCAGCCUACAACUAUACAAACAGCUGACUACGUUAAGAAAAAACCCAGUGUUUUUACAAGGAGUGUUCGAGGAGGCCACCGUGGACAGCAACAUUGUGUCUUACAUCAGACAUCUUGGCGCCGAGAAGUUUCUGGUGGUUUUAAACUUUGGUCAGCAGACGACAGUGGACAUGACGUCAUUUGGCGGGCUAAUGGCGCAGGCAGUGGUUACGUCACCAGGUGUGAAGGAGGUCAAGGUGGGUCAACAGGUCGACCUUUCGCGUGUAAAUCUGGAUGCUGGAAAUGGGAUUAUAUUUCAAGUUUCUCCUGAUGCUGUUAUUGUAGGAUAGGUCAUU
Molecule: messenger RNA, 1853 nt
Organism: Physella acuta
Lineage: Eukaryota; Metazoa; Mollusca; Gastropoda; Physidae
Product: maltase 1-like
Biological process (GO): carbohydrate metabolic process
Source: RefSeq, a predicted model, not a curated record